GGCACAGCAGCAGCAGGAAAAAGGAAGAAGAGAGACCACCAGCCGGAGCCCGGAGCACAGCGGCAAGGGCCUGGCCGAGCUCCUGCCAGAUCUCUCUCUAGUCUCCCCGCUCCUCGCUCGCCUCCUACGACCCCGCCGAUCGACGCGCGCCGCAGGCAGACGCAGCAGGACAGCGCGCGGUGUGAUGCGCGGCUAUGGGGCUUCAAGGGGAUAAGGCGACGCACGACUUCCUCUCGCUCUACACCGCCGCCAAGGACGCCGCCCUGCCGCUGCUCCACGAGUCCAAGCUGCCGCCGCCGCCGACGACGACGACGUCUCAUCAAGGUUUGUUCCUCAAGACGCACGACUUGCUGCAGCCGCUGGAGAGGCCACCACCACCGCAAGCCCCCGCUGAGAAGCCGCUCCACCAGCACUUGCUGCCCGGCGGCAUCGGCACGUUCAGCAUCAGCCCAGGCCCGCGCGGGCGCGGCGCGGCGGCCGUCGUGAAGCAGGAGCAGCAGACGCCCUUCGCGCUCUGGGGGCAGCCGGACCCUCGAGGUCACCCGUGGUCGCUCCCCUUCGCCGCGCGCUGCGUCGCCGUCGCCUCCGCCAGGCCACAACAACCCCAGCCACAGCAACAGAGGCCGCCGGAGCGGAAGGCGUGCGGCGGCUUCAUGGACGCCGGCUCCAGAUCCAGCGGCGGCGCGGGAUUCGACGACGACGAUGGCCUCGCUGCCCGCCGCGAGGUCUCCUCCUCGCUCAAAGACCACAGAGUGGAGGCUAAGGGCGGGAGCUGCAGCGGCAGCGCCGGAACGGACCAGCUGCCCAACACGCCACGCUCCAAGCACUCCGCCACGGAGCAGCGCAGGCGCAGCAAGAUCAAUGACAGGUUUCAGAUACUUAGAGAAAUCUUGCCGCAAAAUGAUCAAAAGCGAGACAAAGCAUCAUUUCUCCUAGAGGUCAUUGAAUACAUACGGUUUUUGCAAGAGAAAGUAGAAAAGCACGAGGCUUCACAACCAGAGUGGAACCAAGAAAAUGCAAAGAUCAUGCCAUGGUCUAACAUCUACUUCCGGUCUUCCUGGAAAAAUUCACAGAACAAGGACGAAGUAAACGGAGAUACAACCACCGAUGCAUCACUAGUCAUAAAAAAUGGCUCCUCCCCACGGUUUCCUUUUGCUGCAAAGCCUGGGGACCUUAACAAUGCAGCUGCGUUUGAAACUGCCUCGGGUGCACAUGAACGGGUAGAACUAGAACCAAAGGGUUGUGUGCCUCGCAAAGAAGAUGAAACUCCCAAUAAUGUUACAAAUAAUGUUGCCACCCAGCAAGCAGCAGAAACACAGUUGACAAAUCCGUCACCCUCAGACGACUUGGCAGGCAACAAUGGGAUGCUGAACAACCCUGAGUUGGCCAUAGAUGAGGGGACAAUCAGCUUGUCGAGCCAAUAUUCCGAAGGCUUGCUUACUACCUUGAAUCUUGCGCUGCAAAACUCGGGCGUAGAUUUAUCGCAAGCUAGCAUCUCGGUGCAGAUCAAUCUCGGUAAGCGGGCUAUCAAGAGGUGCAAUGAUCCUGGGCCAAACCCCACUUCCAAGGAUCUCAUGAACCACAUGUCUCAUGAUCAAGAGAUUGGGCAGCAGCUAAUAAGGUCAGGGGACGGCGCUAGAGAACGCUCGCGGGCAACUAAGCGGCACAGAUCAGAGAGAUAACAUCCGUUGGAUGUCUGCUCAUUGCCGACGCGAAAGAUGGUUCAAUCCUAGUUUUUUGGCGCUCCCCCCCCCCCCCCCCCCCCCACCCACCCCCACACACACAACAAGAGGGGAGCCUCGGUGUAUGGUGCGUGUAUGUUAAGCCCUACCAGGCGAUGACACGGGACUACGCUGCUGCAUUCUUUGAUUGAUUCGAUUGCGUCUAGUGAUAGGCUGCUGCUGCUCCCGUCCCAGACUGUGAAGCUGCUUUUGUUCAUAAUUCAUAGCAUAGGCUUCCAUUGUCAUGAGAAGUUGGGUUUGCAUCCCUCCCCUCUGUAAGACUGUGACACAGACAGACCUCCCUUGUAGUGUAGUGUAGCGUACAUACAUGUCGUGAUGGUUCUUUCGCCGGCCAAUGUGCAGUGCAGUGCAGCUGCUGGCUGGUCCAAAGUGAAACACAUCAAAUUAAUGUUGUGCUGUUACCAGUUGCCUUGUGUGCAACCGUCUC
Messenger RNA from Sorghum bicolor (sorghum), 2169 nucleotides. Its product is annotated as transcription factor BIM1. The coding region runs from base 195 to 1682 and encodes 495 amino acids. NCBI's taxonomy places the organism in Eukaryota, Viridiplantae, Streptophyta, Magnoliopsida, Poales, Poaceae. The record is from RefSeq and is a predicted model, not a curated record. Gene Ontology annotation, molecular function: DNA-binding transcription factor activity; protein dimerization activity. The transcript is spliced from 11 exons. Gene Ontology annotation, biological process: DNA-templated transcription.